Passer domesticus (house sparrow) is the source of this 3647-nucleotide messenger RNA. It is a transcript of the gene IL12RB2, whose product is annotated as interleukin 12 receptor subunit beta 2. Gene Ontology annotation, cellular component: membrane. Gene Ontology annotation, molecular function: protein binding; cytokine receptor activity. The coding region runs from base 1 to 2664 and encodes 887 amino acids. Lineage: Eukaryota; Metazoa; Chordata; Aves; Passeriformes; Passeridae. The record is from RefSeq and is a predicted model, not a curated record. The transcript has 15 exons.
AUGAGGAGAGCCCGGAAUUUCUCCACCAAACAGCGGGGAGGCUCCAGCUGGAGCCCAGCCCGUCCUGCUGAGGCUGCUUUCCCUUCCCUUGCAGGACCCUGCAGGAAGGGGCCGGCGGGUGCCAGCGGAGCCGCCCGCGGUGCCACCGAGGUCUGUGACAAGGGCAACGUGACAGCCAGCCCCUGCUGCGCCAUCCCCCGUGGCACCAACGUCACCCUGUCCUGCCGGCUGGCAGCGCCGCGGGGCUGGUGCUGGGCAGCGAUUUUCCUCAACAGCUCCGAGCAAAUCCGAGCCCGGGGGGGCUGGGUCAGCAAAACCUUCCUGGUCACUGCCCACGGCAGGCACAACUUCACCUGCAAGUGCAUCUGUGGGGACAGGAGAAAACUCGUCUGCGGAAUCGACAUCCAGUGUGGGAAUCCUCCAGACGAGCCCAGGAACGUGUCCUGUAUCCAGAAGGGGACACAGGGACACCCCACCUGCACCUGGCACAAAGGCAGGCUCACCUACCUGCACACUGCCUAUGGGAUAGAGCUCUCCAACGGGACCGAUGUCUUUUCCUUUCCAGAAGAAACUCCCAGCCAGGUUUUGGGCUCCGGGGCUCUGAGCAAGCUGGAUUUUGACUCCAACUACACCGUGGUGGUUUCUGCCUCCAACCCGUUAGGAAAUGCCUCUUCCCAGCCACUCACCUUCAUGCUGGUAGACAUAGUGAAGCCACACCCUCCCGACUUUUCGGUGGAAUUUGAUGACUCCUCUGGCACCAGCUGCACCGUUCUGUGGCACCACGGGGCACAAGCACAGCACUGCAGGCUGAGGUACCGGCCCCUCGGCAGGCACGGCUGGAGCACGGUGGAGGGCUCCAGCAGGGAGCAGCAUCACCUGCAGGGGCUGGAGCCCGACACAGCCCACGAGUUCCAGGUGAGCUGCAGGAUGCUGCCGGGCCGAGGGCUGUGGAGUGACUGGAGCAGCAGCCAGGGCAGCACCCCGGCAGCAGUGCCAACAGGAACCCUGGAUGUCUGGUACCGGCAGCAGGAGCUGGACUCGGGGCACCAGAACCUCUCCCUGUUCUGGAAGGCUCUGAGCCGCUCGGAGGCAGGAGGGACAAUCCUGGGCUACACUGUCACCUUGGAAGCCCUGGAGCAGGGGAAGCUACGGGCGCAGUCCCACCGGACCACGCAGACCAGCUUCUCCAGGGUGACCCCCAGGGUGGCCCACAGGGUCACGGUGACCGCGCACAACGCGCGGGGCAGCUCCGCCCCUGUGCCCAUCCUGACCCACCUGAGCCCAGACCUGCCCCCUCCCCAGCGGGUCUCUGCCGUGGGCCUGGGCAACAGCAGCAUCCUGGUGAGCUGGAGCCCCCCUGCCAGAGCCGCCGUGCCCGUCGGGGGCUACCUGCUGGAGUGGGCAGAGCCCUGGAGGGAGCCCCGCCGGCAGCCCCAGCACCGCUGGCUCAAGCUGCCCCCGUCCCACCUGGCCACUGUCAUAGCAGAGCACAUCAGGGACAACGUCUGCUAUCAGAUCCACGUGUCUGCACUUUAUCAGGACAGAGCCGGGCAGGCAGCUUCAGUCAGGGGAAACUCCACAGCUCAAGCCCCGUCAGCUGGGCCCCAGGUGUUCACCACCCCCAUGGCCAGCGGUGUCCUGGUUUCCUGGGAGGAGAUCCCGGCCCCCCAGCAGAGGGGCUGCAUCACUGGCUACCACAUCUACCUGCACAGGAAGGAUGGGCAGGGCCAGCCCCAGGUCCAUGGUGGGUGCCCGGGCUGGAAAUGCUGCCCCUGCUCCCCCUUCUUUGCUGAAGGUCUCCUGUGGGACCACUUUCAGUCUGAAACUAUCAGAUUUAUCCCUGCUCCUCCUAUUCUUUCUUUUCCCUUAUUCCUCCCCGUCCCCGCCUCCCUUGGCUCGGAGCCCCGUGCCAGCUCUCCAUUUCCAUGCCUUUUCCCAGCCGUUCCCGCGGGGCAGGCUCCUCGCUCGCUGCACCUCGCUCCGCUGGAGCCGGGCGAGCCCCACGAGCUCUGGAUGACAGCGGCGACCGCGGCCGGGGAGGGGCCCCGGGGCAACAGCGACAGCGUCUGCCUGGACAGUGCUGGGGGCUGGCUGACUCUGGUGCUCGUCUGCAGCUUCUUCGUCCUCUCAGCCUGCCUUUGUUCUGUGCCUCCAGCAAGGAGAGUGUUCCAGGGUCUCCUGUCCCUCCUCCUGCCGCAGUGGCACAGCAAAGCCAUUCCCGACCCUGCCAACGCCACGUGGGCCAAGAGCUUAGCGGCUGCCAAGGCGGAGCUGAGCGCUCCCUCCAGCCCCUUCCUGCCCGGCGCCUUCGAGGAGCCCGAAACCAGCCCUGUGGAGGAAACCUCCGCCCCCCGUGAGCCCCCCAAGCCCCGGGACAAGCCGGCGGUGGGCAGCGGGGACUGGGCACAGGAGAGCCCGGAGGAGCAGCAGCCGCUGCCGGAGCUGUACCGGCGGCUGCUGGGGGAGGCGAUGGAGCCCCCGGAGCCCGUGGCCGAGUACAUCCCCAGCCCCGGCAGCCCGGGCCCCGAGCCCGAGCCGGCCCCCGAGCCCGAGCCCAGCCCCAUCUCCGUCUUCCCAAGCGCAUUCCUGCCUCCCGCCCUCGGCUGCCAAGGGAACCUGACCCUGGAUCGAGUGAAGCUCAGCGGCAGCUCCUUCCCGAGGUAGGCAGGGGGCGAUGGCAGCCCGGCACGGAUUUCGGCACUUUACAGAGUAUUUCGGUGUUUCGAUGUGAGCCCGGCAGGAAUUUUGGCACCUUACAGAAUAUUUUGGUGUUUCAAUGUGAGCUCAGCCUGGAUCUUGGCACUUUACAGAAAUAUUUCAGUGUUUCAAUGCAAGCUCAGCCUGGAUUCUAGCACCUUACAGAAUAGUUUGGUGUUUCAAUGUGAGCUCAGCCUGGAUUUCGGCACCUUACAGAGCAUUUUGGUGUUUCAAUGUGAGCCCAGGCUGGAUUUCAGCACCUUACAGAGUAUUUCAGUGUUUUGAUGUGAGCCCAGCCUGGACUUUAGCAUUUACAAAACAUUUCAGUGUUUCAGCACAGCCAGUCCAGUCCCUCACAUGUGACACCUCCGAGUGACAAAACCCUUCCCAACCACACCUCACCAUUGGUGCUCCUCUGCAAUCAGCACAGCUGGGGAUGCCAGAGCUGGAUUUGGGGGAUUUUGGGAGCUCUUCCUGCAGCCUGGGCUGCCUCAAGCCCUGUCCCACGGCCCAGCCCAGGAUCAGAGCUGGAAGUCACCAGAAAGAACAAGGAACUGCAAAAGGGAAGGAUGGAACAGCUCAGCACCUGCUGUUCCUCCCCUGGCACCAAGUCACAGAGUCCCCAGUGCCACCAGACCCAGGAGGGACACAGCACCAGAGCCCCUUCCUCGCCUGAGUUCAGGACAGGAAAAUUCCUCACCAGAACUAAAAGCAGCAGGCAGCAUCUGUACUCAGCCAAACGGAUUGUCAAGAGGAAUUUAAGUGAUUUAUUGGAGUGUUCUAAUUACAGGCUGCAAGGGUGUUACACAUUUAAUGACUUUGUUUACCAGAUGUGUGUAUAUAAAUAAAAUGCUGGAAAUCUGAACUUGGCUUCCUGUUGUUUUCUCUGGUCAAGCUCCAGCUUUACGCAGAACAAUUAAAAAUUAAAUAAAGCUGAAACAUUGGAGUUA